Molecule: messenger RNA, 565 nt
Organism: Actinia tenebrosa (Australian red waratah sea anemone)
Lineage: Eukaryota; Metazoa; Cnidaria; Anthozoa; Actiniaria; Actiniidae
Product: putative RNA-binding protein Luc7-like 1
Biological process (GO): mRNA splice site recognition
Cellular component (GO): U1 snRNP
Molecular function (GO): mRNA binding
Source: RefSeq, a predicted model, not a curated record
GACCCAUGGGAUAGCAUCCGCAACUCGGAGCGCCAUCUUGUCAAAGGAAGGAUUUAUUUUAUAGAUAGCCUUAAGAUUAUUAUAUUCUACGAACCUGUUUUAUAGGACUCUCCAGUCAUUAUGACUGCUCAAGAGCAAAUGAAGAAGAUGUUAGAUGAAUUGAUGGGCACGAAAAGAGAUGGCGGCUAGCCAUCUUAUCAAUGAUUAUUUCUUGAUCAAGUCAGUGGAGUCGUAAGUAGGUAGACGUGCUGCCAGUGAGGUUGAUAUAAAGUUUACUAAUGAAAAGGUUUGCAAGAGCUAUCUUAUGGGGCUUUGUCCACACGAGCUUUUCAACAACACGAAAUUCCAAAUCUUAAAGCAGAAGAUGGACUUGGGCACUUGUCAAAAGAUACACAAUCCAGCUUUAAAAGCAGACUUUGUAGAAGCCUCCAAAAAGAGAGAUUAUGGUUAUGAUAUAGAUCAAAUGGAGUACCUGAAGUCAUUUAUCAAUGACUGUGAUCGUAAAAUCCAGAUUGCCAAGAAAAGACUAGAAGACACCCAAGAUGAAUGGGAUGAUUCAGAAGAG